CCCCGUUAACGACCAGCAUGGGUCCCUCUAGGAACACACGCCAGCGAUCUGACAAGGCGACCGAGCCAACACGCCAAUCCGCCCGCAAUCGGCAGCCCGCCGAACGUCGCGCUGCGGCCGACGACGCCGCUCAACGCGAUGCGGCCGACCGUGCUCGUGAGCAGCGGCGCAAGGAGAAGCGCAAGGAGCAGCGUGACGAGGCUGAGCAGCGGGCGCUCGUGGUCGAGCAGGAUGAUGAGUCGGAGAAAGUCCGCCACUUGGAAGAGGAGCUUGCGCGCAUGCGCAUUGAGCGCGAUGCCGCUGUCCACGCCGCGGAACAGCAGAGUACCGCCUCCAAAGUUACCACUAACGAUCCUGCGCCCGAUUCCAUCCCACGCCCGAAGAACAUGAACAAGGUCAAGAUCUCGGAUGUGCGUGAGAAGCUCGACCUGGCGGGGGAUGAGAACAAGCCUGAGUGGCUCGAUCUUCGUCAAGUCAUCCGUGAUAUGACUACGGCCGGGUUCAUUGACUGGACACUGAAUUGGCGCUCUCAGAAGAGCAAGAAGCUGGGCAAGAUCUAUGAUGCGGUCGAGGAGAAUGUUCCGGCGCUGCGUCGCUUCCACAAUCAGUGGGGCACGGAGUUGCUAGUGAAGGAGUUCUUCCAGACCCACAAGACGUACAAGUCGUGCAUCAAGAACCCGAAGUCGUAUCGGGCGAAGGUGGCUCGCGCUCGCGCUCAACGUCAUCUGGCCCAGCGGCGGGCCAAUGCUCAAGAUGUGUUGCGUGCGCCAUCGCCGCCGGACGAUCCUUUCCCUCGCGCAGAGGGUCCUGCAAGCAUGGACAUCGAUGAGGAUGAUCGCAUGGAAGGUUCGAGUGGCCUGUCGUAUGAGGAGAAGAACGGGUCUGAUUCCGAGCUCUCUGAUAUCGACGACGACGACGAGACUGCUGAUUAAAGUGACCCGGGGCCAAAGUGCCCAAAGUACAGAAUAAAUGUAUUGUUAUUUGUAUAUAUAAUUGUAUUAUUGCUUGUAUCUUCCAGCGCUUCAGAGUGAACUUUCGCGAGAAAAGAGGAUGAAUAAUCUCAAUAAGUACGACGAAACCCUCUUUAUACCUAUGCAGGCCAUUGCUGGCACCCGACGCAUACGGUCCAUUUCUCAGAAAAGUAUGGUGAAUUCAGUACGAGACAUCGGACAUGCGCUACGUGAAAUUCGCGUGUUGAAAGUCUCUGCUUGACAGAGACAUGUCUCUCGCGUGGUGAUGGACUGUCACUGAUA
This is a messenger RNA of Schizophyllum commune H4-8, 1253 nucleotides long. RefSeq lists its product as uncharacterized. Bases 18 to 932 code for a protein of 304 amino acids. Lineage: Eukaryota; Fungi; Basidiomycota; Agaricomycetes; Agaricales; Schizophyllaceae. The transcript is spliced from 4 exons. The record is from RefSeq and is a predicted model, not a curated record.